AUGGCUACCAUGCGUGCGAUCGCUAUCCAAGGCAGUAAAGGCCCAGCCACUGCCAUGUAUGUCACCGACAUAGCCAGGCCAGUUCCCAUACCCGGUCAAGUCCUGGUCAAGAUCCGCGCCUUCGGACUUAACCGUAUGGAUAUACUUCAGCGGGAAGGUCUCUAUCCGUUACCAUCCUAUGCACCGGAAACUAUGGGUGUCGAAUUCAGCGGUGUUAUUGAGCAACUGGGGGAUGAAGCCACCGCGAUGGAGAGCGGGUUCAAAUGUGGGGAUGAGGUAUUCGGCUUGGCAUAUGGAGGUGCCUAUGCCGAGUAUAUCGUGGUCUCGACCAAGACCCUAUUCCAUAAGCCAGCGCAGCUUUCGUGGGAGGAAGCUGCAGGUAUACCGGAGACCUGGAUGACAGCGACGCAAGCCCUCCUGUUAAUCGGCGAGUUUCAAUCCGGACAAUCUGUCUUAUGGCAUGCCGGCGCCUCCUCGGUUUCUAUUGCCGGCAUUCAAUUAGCUAAAGCCAGAGGCGCUUCCGCUAUCUAUGCUACUGCUGGCUCACCAGAGAAAAUUCACUUUCUCGAGCAGGAGUUGGGUGUCACGAAAGCCUUCAACUACAAAACGGAUAAAUGGGCGGCGGAGCUUCAAAAGCUCACUACCGGUGUGAACCUGGUCGUCGACUUCAUCGGGGCACCAUACUUCCAGAAUAAUCUAGACAUUGCCGCACGGGAUGGCCGCAUCAUUCUCUUGGGUCUCAUGGGAGGGGCCAAGUUACCGGAGGGCGUGAACAUUGCGCCAUUGCUAUAUAAGAGGCUUCGGCUGGAGGCAAGUGGCUUGCGAAGUCGAGAUCUGGAGUACCAAAAGACGUUGAGAGACAUGCUGGUUGAUUAUGCCCUGCCAAAGUUCUGCGACAGGUCGUUCAAGGUGCAUAUUGAGAAGGUAUUCCAGUUUGAGGAUAUUGUCGAAGCACAUCAGCUGUUGGAAAAGAACCAAACCAAGGGCAAAAUAAUCUGUAUGAUAGGGUCCCAAUGA
Messenger RNA from Aspergillus oryzae RIB40, 1017 nucleotides. Its product is annotated as NAD(P)H-quinone oxidoreductase. The transcript is spliced from 4 exons. Bases 1 to 1017 code for a protein of 338 amino acids. The record is from RefSeq and is a predicted model, not a curated record. NCBI's taxonomy places the organism in Eukaryota, Fungi, Ascomycota, Eurotiomycetes, Eurotiales, Aspergillaceae. Gene Ontology annotation, molecular function: oxidoreductase activity.